GUGGUGCAGGUGUCGAGUGGCGGACAGUUCAUAGCAGUGGCCGUAUCGCCAGAAAGUGCCGCUCAGACCACUGGUGGCCAACAGUCCGACUCGUCAGCUGUAGCCUCGGGUGCGGCCACCGCCUCGACUGACGAAGACGAUGGACAGUCGGGUUUCGACGACUUCGCAACUGCCGCCUACACUAACGGCGCCAACUCUGCGUCGGCAAUGACGUAUUACACGACCGACUCGUAUACGACGGCAACCGCUUAUUACAACUCAGGCGGAGUCAAUCAAAUACUAACUGAUGGCACAUACCUAGUGAUGGAGCAGACGGACCCGACACUGACAGGUGCUGCUGGAGCUCAACGCACUUCCCCGCAAACAGUAGGUGUCAUUAAAAUG
This is a messenger RNA of Oppiella nova, 384 nucleotides long. The record is from the annotation of a GenBank genome assembly. Lineage: Eukaryota; Metazoa; Arthropoda; Arachnida; Sarcoptiformes; Oppiidae.